Messenger RNA from Thecamonas trahens ATCC 50062, 808 nucleotides. RefSeq lists its product as uncharacterized. The record is from RefSeq and is a predicted model, not a curated record. Bases 131 to 466 code for a protein of 111 amino acids. The transcript is spliced from 2 exons. Lineage: Eukaryota; Apusomonadida; Apusomonadidae.
GGGGGGGGGCGGGACAGAUCGGUGUCCUCCACCGUCCGCAGGCAGAGACUCACGACUCACUGACUCAUCGCCGACACUUGUCGACCUCUGCGCCAGCCACUCAACUCUCAAGCCCACCAGGCCAAUAGCCAUGUCGUGUGCUUGUGGUAUUGCCACGAAAGACCUCUCCAAAAACUCGCUUGUGUGCGGAGGAUGUGGAAAUGUUGCUUCGGCGACUUACGGUCGGAUCGAGGACGCCGAGACCGAUGCAAGGACGAUGAACGAUCGCUUGUUGCGGUGCAAGGUGUGCAAAGAGGUGGCGUGGCGCGGGAUGGAGAAUGCAAACGUGGAGAAGAUGAAGGUCAACCUCGCUUCUGGCUCUGUUGCACCCGCUGGCGCGGUGCCCAAAUCUACAGUUGUGGUCGACUCGGCGCCUGAACCUGCGCAGCCGGAGCCAUCUCUUGCGGACCUGGCGGCAGACUGGUGAAACCACGUGGUGCGGGUCGGACGACGAGCUCGAUAUCCAGACAAGUACUGCGACUACAUCGAGGUUACCAGAUCUGGCUGGGGACCAGAAGGCUCGAUGCUACCACUCUGAUCGGAUCAUGUGUUUGUGGCACUGGCCUUGCCGUCGUUGGAGAUCACCAUCCAUCCACAACGCCCAUGGGACCGCAGCUGUCAUCCACCACCGGCAAGACAAGCGGCAGAUGCAUCUUAUCUUCCCUCGUCAUGUCAUCGGGCUCGAAGUGUGCGGGUGAUGCUCCCCCCCCCCCCACCUCCUCCACCUCCUCCACCUCCCCACCUCCCUCUCAACCCCGAUGAAUUCGCC